GUGAACGGCAUACGGCACCGUUGAGUAUCGGGUGUUCUGCUCUACCCUCCGUCGAAUCUUCUGGAUCUUAACCGAGACAGGGCAGAGGAAUAGAAAGACAGGCGUUUAUCUGGAAAAUCCAGUGAUAGAGGAGAUGAAGGUGACAUGGACCAAGAAGACGAAGAAGCGGUCAUUGGGUGCUAUAUCCCACUACCCAAGUCUCCCUUUUGACCAAGAAAGCCCGGAUAACAACCAACAGCACCAAUCUGAUUCAGAACUUAAAACGGGGGAUCAUCAUCUUCCUGCUCACUUUGAUUCUCGCUCUAAACAGCUAGCCGAGUCGUUUCAACUCCAAGGAAACAAGUUUGCUGAGGAAGGAAAAUACCCAGAAGCACUUGGGAAAUGGGAGGCUGCUCUGAAUUUGAUACCGGAAAAUGCAAAACUGCAAGAACAAAAGGCCCAAGUUUUACUGGAAAUUGGAGAUGCAUGGAAAGCACUCAAGGCAGCCACUCGAGCUACUGAGUUGGAACCUUCAUGGGCUGAGGCAUGGAUCACCCUUGGGAGGGCACAGUUAAACUUUGGGGAGCCUGAUAGUGCUAUAGAAAGUUUUGACAGGGCAUUAGCUAUCAAGCCUGAUUCCGAGGAGGCUAAAGAUGACAGACAAACUGCAUUGCAUCUUGUGAAGAGGAGAAAGCAGCUGCAUGCAUCAGGACUGAGCAAUGAUAGAAACCGAUAUGCUGUAGGGGAUAAUAAGACUGGGGGGGGGUCCUGAACGUGCUUGAGAAACAAAAAGGAAGAAGAAUACUUCCUUUAUUUUUGUAUGGUAUAUAUCUUUUCUCUGAGUCUUAUCUGGUAAGUUGAGUGGAAAAGAUUUAGAUAAUUCGCCAAUGAAUACAGUUGAUGUUUGUCCUUUGAAUGAUGAUAGAGAAGUCUUGAUGCAGUAGGAAGGCAAACAAGGAGAAUGGAGAACUCGAUUCAUGGGAUCAUUUGCAACUGGCAGCCCAGAUAAAAGCGUAAGUUGGCAGAGGGGAAGACAAACUGGAGGGGAGGGAGAGUUGUACUUGCAGCUGAAUUGCCUCUGCUGAGUUAGUGAUUUAUGCGGAGCAUCCCUCGUGAUUUUACUUCAUCUGGACUGGGAUUGUAUCUGAGUCCUAUAUAUAUACAUACAAGUAUGUGUGUGUGUGUGUGUGUGUUUGGGUGUAAUAUAUAUAUAUAUAUACACACACACGAAGUUAUAAGUUUUGCUUAUGCAC
Messenger RNA from Carica papaya (papaya), 1232 nucleotides. RefSeq names its product Tetratricopeptide repeat (TPR)-like superfamily protein. Lineage: Eukaryota; Viridiplantae; Streptophyta; Magnoliopsida; Brassicales; Caricaceae. The record is from RefSeq and is a predicted model, not a curated record. Gene Ontology annotation, molecular function: protein binding.